Messenger RNA from Ficedula albicollis (Collared flycatcher), 572 nucleotides. RefSeq names its product probable proline dehydrogenase 2. The record is from RefSeq and is a predicted model, not a curated record. The transcript is spliced from 2 exons. NCBI's taxonomy places the organism in Eukaryota, Metazoa, Chordata, Aves, Passeriformes, Muscicapidae. Gene Ontology annotation, cellular component: mitochondrion. Gene Ontology annotation, molecular function: FAD binding; proline dehydrogenase activity. The annotation marks the transcript as partial.
UCAGGUGAGUUACCUGUGCCGGGCCAGGUGGGGGGAAGGCGGCUCAGGCACAGCUGGACACACCUGGAACACACCUGGGCACACCUGAGCUCACCUGAGGCACAUGUUGAGGUACACAAGACACACCUGAGCACACCUGGACUCACCUGAGACUCACCUGAGGAUAUUUCAGACACACCUGGACUCACCUGAGACUCACCUGAGGGCACUUCAGACACACCUGAGCUCACCUGCCCUCACCUGUCCCCGCAGGCGGCCGUGUCCCGGGGCGUGCAGGUGCUGGUGGACGCCGAGAUGUCUCACCUGAACCCCGCCCUCACCUGCCUCACCUGGGGGCUGAUGUGGAGACACAACCGGGACACGCCCCGAGCCUGGGUCUGGCACACCUGGCAGGCGUACCUGAGGGAGGCCGAGUCUCACCUGGGCGCUCACCUGGCGCAGGUGGGCGGGGCCGGGCUCAGCUGCGGGGUGAAGCUCGUGCGCGGGGCUUACCUGGCCCAGGAGCAGGGGCGGGCCCGGGCCCGGGGCGGCCCCGCCCCCACCUGGGACACACCUGAGCAGACCUCGCGCAG